CACAAAAAGUCUACCAGGUUUCUGACUACUUUACGACAGAUUGGUUUUCAAACGUGCCGUAAAGCAGUUUGUCCACAAGUGUGUAUCAACAUCAACACUUGCUCGUUUAAAAAAUGUUUAAGAAAAAAACAAGAAGGAACAUUCGGCAAAGAAAAGGAGAAUCAAGCGAGGAAGAGGAUGAACAUAAAAUUGAAAACAAAGACGAAAAGAAGAAGCUUCUUGACAACUCCGCGGUGACCAAGCCGUCUCAAAGUUCACAAGGCCGCGGUAUAUCGUGCAGUUCAAGGCGAGAAACGACGCCGCCAAAGUCGGAUCAGAGCGAAGGAGAAGAUGCUCUUGACAGCAGACAUUCUACUGAGCAGAAACAGAAAGCAAGCGCUGUGCUUAGUUUCUCCGAAGACAAAGACGCUGAAGGAGCGGAGUUUAAGCUAAGGAAGUCAUCCGACAAAGCAAUCGUUUUUCAAGCCAAAAGAAAAGAAGGAUCAUCAGCGAAGAAUACCCACAGAAGCCGUCCAGUGCAACGGGCUCCCCUGCCGUCUGGUUCACCCAGGCAGGAUUCUUCGAGUCCAGCCUCCCUUCCCACACCUGAUGAAGAAGAUAAUAGUGAUGGUUCUACAUCAUCGCUCUCAAGUUUGUCCUCCUCGCCAGCCUCUAAUCACUCUGCUUACAAACCAGUUAUAAUCCCCAGUGCGAAAACCAUCAAAACGGCCAGGAGGCAACGUCAAGAAGCAAGAUCCCAGAAAGACUUCAUUUCCCUGGGUAGGGAUGGCCGGAGCUCUGCUGGCAGCACCCCAGAUCGCCGCAGCAGGGACAGCGACCGCGACGACGACGAACCAGAUGAUUGCGAGCGAAGGAUUGAGUUUGCCCCGCGUGCGAAGAGCGUUCGAGAGAGGAUUGCGGAGAAACUUGGAAGCAGUGAUGAAAGUAAAUCUGACUCUGAGGAAGAGGAGCAGAAACUUUGGGAGGAGACUCAGAUUUUCAAGGGACUCAAAAGACGUCCAGGUGAACAGAGUCCUUCAGGCAGUGAAGCCAGCAACUACAGCAGCAGCAGCAGAAGCAGGAGGAGAAACCAACACAGGCAGAAGAAGGCUGGCUGUAACUACCCAGAGAGCCUGCCGCCUGUCACCGUCUCACUGGUGAAACGGAGGCUUGAGGGAAAGCUGGAGUCCCUGAAGGAGGUGCACCGAGCGCGGCAGGCGGAGCUGAGGAGGAUGGAGGGGGACGUGGAGAACGCCAGGAGCUCCAUGGAGAACCUGGAGGGCAGCGCCUCGGACAAGCAGCUCCGCUUCUACAGGGCCAUGACCCAGUACGCCAACAACCUGGUGGAGUGUCUCCAGGAGAAGGUGGUGGAGAUCAACUUGUUGGAGCUGGAGCUGCACACUCUCCUGGCAGACCAGAUGGAGUCACUGUUGGCAGACCGGAGGAAGAGUGUCAGAGAGCGGGCCGCUCACCUGCAGCAGCUCACCCAUGGCACUAAGGAGCAGGGCCUAGACUCCUCGGAUGGGACUCAGGGAGAGGUGACUUAUGAGCAAGGAGGUGUGAAGGUCUGUAGCGACAUACCAGAAGACAUGCAGCCUUCAUCUGAGGAAGAGGAGCGACUGCAGAAGACGAGGGCUGAUAUUCUUCUGCGGGCCCAGACUGUGUUCUCCGACGUCCAGGAAGACUUUUCAGACAUUAAGAAGAUCCUGUCCCGCUUCGUGGACUGGAGAGGGGCCUACUCGGACUCCUAUCACAACGCCUACAUUAACCUGUGUCUGCCCAAGCUGCUCAGCCCUUUGGUACGCCAUCAGAUGCUGGCAUGGGACCCACUGAAGGAUGUCUGUGCCGACUUCGAAGCGCUCCCCUGGUACCGAGCGGUGGAGACAUUCUGUCACGGCCAAGGCUACGAAGAGCUAGAGGACUCGGACACCAAAACACUGCCCAGUGUCAUAGAGAAGACGGUCCUGCCAAAGAUCACAGCCUACGUUGAGCUGGUGUGGGACCCGCUGUCUCUCGGACAGACGGUCCAUCUCUCAGACCUCUGCCACAAGCUGAACGACGACUACUCUGUCUUCAGCGGAGAGCGUAGCAAGCCGGCCAAGGUGUUGGUGGAGGUGCUGGUGACCAGGCUGAGAAGCUGUGUCGAUGAAGAUGUCUUCAUCCCUCUGUACCCUAAAAAGUUUUUGGAAGACCGAAUGUCCCCUCAGUGUCUCUUCCGUGACCAACAGUUCUGGACCGCGGUGAAGUUUCUAGGUAACAUGGGGAAGUGGGACACGCUGCUGUCUGAGUCUGUGCUGAAGGAGCUGAUGCUGGACAAGCUGCUGAACAGAUACCUGAUGAUGACCCUUCUCAACCAGAGCCCAGCCAGCUCCACUGUGACUGCAUGCAGCAAGAUAGCAGGCAGUCUUCCCCUCUCUUGGUUUACAGGAGAAAGUGUGUGCCCACCGCAGCUUCACUCUUUCACCAACCAUCUGGUCCAGACGGCCCACUCUAUCUGCACCGAGCAGCCCCCCGAAGAGCCUGACACAAGGUCUGCCAUGGUCAGUGUUCUGAAGGUGCUGAGUAGAAUACGCUGUUAUGACCCCAUCAUGACCAUUGCAGAGAAAUAUAAUUACCAAGACCUCAUCUACACUCACCAACUCACCAAUCCAGACACCAUAUGAACUGCAAGACGACGACUACUCGUUCUUAAAUGUGACAACGUCGGAGUGCUAUGUUUUGAGCUGGUUGGUAGGAAGGUCUUCCAUCCGUUUUGAUGCAUUGCCUGUAUUUAGUAGCCGCUAUUGGUUAGAAACAUCUGGAAGAUCAAACGUGACCCAAUGUCCAAUGCAGGCCACCUCAUAUUUUUAUAUAGGAAUGAUUAUUUGCGAUGGCAACAUUCCACCUGCAAUACUGAGCUUGAUGUGUGAAGAAAGCGAACAAAACAAUAUCACUUUUUAACAUAUUGAGCUGUCUUGAUCACCAUUUGUUUUCAUUGCCUGACAAUUGCUGUAAUAGUGGGUCUGUUUUUAUAUAUUGUAUACAGCAGGUAAAUGUAUGAGACAGACAUGACAAAUAAAUGAUUUGAUGCAUUACAUUUUACAAUUGUAUUUUAAUUGAGUAAUUUAGCAAUGCAGAGGGUUAAAGGAAUAUCUCAGACAAGGGUCGUAGAUUUUGGCAAUUUUGGUUGCAACUGCAUAAAGGAGAUCAAAACACUGUUCUUAAAUUUAAAUUCAAAAGGAAUAGUAACAUUGGAGUGCACAAGUCAGUGAGAUGAUUUUUAUCUCCCAUUUCUUCUUACAAAUCAUAGCAGAAUAGAAGACUCAUAAUAAAUAUUUAUUGCUAAAUUGUCCAGUGUAAUCGUAGUUCAUGCAUACAAAUGACAAAUAAAUCAGCAAACAAUGACAACAUAUGUUUGAAGAUACAUGUCUGCUUCCCAGUAUUGUGCGGAUAAAGUAAUGGUUGGAAAAUGCCACAAAAAACUCCCAGAUAUUCACCACUUAAAUAUAUAUUCUUAAAGAGUGAUUAUAAUACUUUUCAAAGACAUGACCGCCAACACAGGACCAUACAUUUCCGAAAUAAUCCCCAUAUUCAUUAAAUUACGUUGAAGGCUCUUCACUUCAUAUUGUUAACCCCUUUUCUCUUGUCUCUGCUGGCCCUGGCUGGUUCAGGGACCAAAGAACUGAUACAAGUUGACAGUUAUGGCGAACCACGUCAGGCCACUCUGAACCUCAGGGUUCAGAGUGUAAAAGAUUGCAUGGCACAACACAGCUUUAAGUUCUUACUGAAUUACACAAAACUUCAGCCUUUUGGUCAAAUUUAACUGGAAACAGACUAUAUUUGUUUUUGCACUGCCGAAUAGGCCCAUCUUAUACCUGCCUUUUUCCCGGUAUGGUCCGCGCGUUAACACUAACACUCUAAUAUAUUUAGAAGCUUUAUUUCCCACCCCAAUUUACCCUCUCGGAACCUGCACAUAUUGGCAUGUUUCAUUUUCUCUACACGUAUUGGCGGUGUCAUUUUCACGUAAAUGUGAUUAGACGGCAUCGCUGUUCCAGGGGCGGGACUUGGGCAGAGGUGUUGCUGCGUGGUCUCUCCAACGGAGACGGGUAUCCCGACGUCCCUGUGAUGUCAGAAUAAAUAACAUGUCAGCGAAAUAGAGAAUAUGUUUGGGUUUUUGCACUUGUAAAUAGUUAAUCACCUACUCAUUCUAGCAUGUGAGUGGCUUGAAUAAAAAUAAAAUAAACAUAGUAUGCAAAUUAUUCUAAAGAGGUCUACUGUCUGUGCGUAGCCCCGCCUACGCCAAUGAACCAAGAAAGCCGGCUCAUUGACGAAGGCGGAAUAUACCCCCGCGGUUUUACAAAGGCAAGACAGUGAAAUUGCCGGGUGUGCCAAGCUGUGACCGUAUCGGCUUGGCAGUGUAAAAAUGAAGUACCAAAUAAACCCACAAAGCUCCACAAGCAGGGUCAGAGCAACCGGGCCACUACCAGCAGAAUAACGUGCAGUACGUCAUACGCCAUAACAGUAUAAAUGUAAAGGAAUCGCCGACAUAAAGACUAGGUCACACUUUGGCAGCUCUAAACUCGGCUGCUAAUGAAUCUUUGGAUCUUUGAGCGAUUAGCCACACCACUCAUAAGUUGGCUGGAAUGCCC
Molecule: messenger RNA, 4607 nt
Organism: Gadus chalcogrammus (walleye pollock)
Lineage: Eukaryota; Metazoa; Chordata; Actinopteri; Gadiformes; Gadidae
Gene: gcfc2
Product: GC-rich sequence DNA-binding factor 2
Exons: 18
Coding region: 114-2642 (842 amino acids)
Biological process (GO): mRNA splicing, via spliceosome
Cellular component (GO): nucleus
Molecular function (GO): DNA binding
Source: RefSeq, a predicted model, not a curated record